Messenger RNA from Dermochelys coriacea (leatherback sea turtle), 2795 nucleotides. It is a transcript of the gene HOXC11, whose product is annotated as homeobox C11. The transcript has 2 exons. NCBI's taxonomy places the organism in Eukaryota, Metazoa, Chordata, Testudines, Dermochelyidae. The coding region runs from base 1120 to 2028 and encodes 302 amino acids. Gene Ontology annotation, cellular component: nucleus. Gene Ontology annotation, molecular function: DNA-binding transcription factor activity, RNA polymerase II-specific; RNA polymerase II cis-regulatory region sequence-specific DNA binding. Gene Ontology annotation, biological process: regulation of transcription by RNA polymerase II; anatomical structure development. The record is from RefSeq and is a predicted model, not a curated record.
AAAAUUCAAGACAAAUGACUUUAAUAAGAAUCUCUCUUUUUGUAAUUCAGUAGGAGGAAUAAAGGAUGCUAGUAAUUCUGUACGUACAUUCAUUGAUUGACAAUAAACACUUGCAUUAAAUAUUUAAUAUGCCACUCUUACAUAAUAAAUAUUUUACAAAACAUUAAAGGAGGUUUUCGAAUAUUUAUUAGGCACUGACUUAUUUCAUUUGCUCUAUUCCCUGAUAUAUUACUAAUUCGAUAUCAAAAGUCAUUAAGACAGCCUUGAAAUGGCUCUGUUUUAGUCUCAGGUAACUUUAAAGUUUGAAACUUUACACACACUAGUAUUGCUUAAAGGGUAUAUUCUCUGCAGUAUAUGCCACGUUGGUUUAUGUACAGUUGGUUUGCACAUAGAACAAUGUAAUUAGCUAAUGUUAAAAGCUUGCUAAUUAGCCAGUUCCCCCCUUCCCUCCCAAAUUAUAUAUUCAACUAUAAUUUUAAAAGCCCAAUGGCACAGAGAUAUGUGUAUGCCCCACUGUAGCAAGAUUUUGAGAAAUGUUUGAAAACUUACUUAUGAAUCUUCAGCGCAUUCCCUGGGCUUUUUAAUGAGCUUACUUAAAGACUUUACAAUGUCACGCCUAAAAUGUGACUAGCAUGGAAAGAAAAGAAAAGGAAAAGAACCGUGGAAAAAUACAGUUAAAAUAUCUCUAAGACCCUCCCUCAGCUCCCACUCGCUCCCAACAGCCCCCACUUCUUAUCCGAAUCCUCGUGAAAAAUAGAAAGCAGAAUCCAAACCGGGAAGGAAAAAAAAAAACUUCACAAGCCAUCCCUUGUAUUUGCCCUCUGCUUUGAAUGCUUACAAGGGGUGUGCCUUAAAGAAAAUGAAUACAAAGCUGCAAUUGAUUUUCAUAAUGUUUCUGCGGUGUUUGAAAACCAAUCGUUUGAACCUCUGAGAUCUUACCUAAGUGAACCACUCCUACACAUCUAAGUGCUCCAAACUGAUAUAUGACAAUAUCUACUUUGGAUCACGUGCUCCUUAGAGCGACUAAGACGGAUAGCGCGUCAUCUCGCCUUCCCAAAUUUUUCCCCCUCUGCACAUCGGAUCCAAAACAUCUAUCUAUAGAGCAAGAAAAGGAGAAAGAUGUUUAACUCAGUGAAUCUAGGAAACUUCUGUUCUCAAUCGCGUAAAGAGAGGAGUGCUGACUUUGGAGACAGAGCAGGUUGCGCUUCCAAUCUCUACCUCCCUAGCUGCACCUAUUACGUCCCAGAAUUUUCAACUGUGUCAUCUUUCUUGCCACAGGCCCCCUCUCGCCAAAUCUCCUACCCUUAUUCCACUAACCUCUCGCAAGUGCAACCAGUUCGAGAGGUCUCCUAUGGUCUAGACCCCUCUAGUAAAUGGCACCAUAGAAGCAAUUACGCAUCGUGUUAUUCCGCGGAAGAUCUGAUGCAUAGAGAGUGUAUCCCGCCUUCCACCAUGACCGAAAUGCUAAUGAAAAACGAAAGCGUGUACAGCCACCACCAUCCCAGCUCUAACCAUCCUGCAUCUACGGGAUUCUACUCCAGCAUGAACAAAAACAGUGUCCUGCCCCAGGGCUUUGAUCGGUUCUUCGAAAAUGCCUACUGCGGGACAGAGAACCCGCCUGAGAACUGUCUGCAGAAAAGCGAGAGCAAACUGGAAUCCGACUCCCAGCCCAGUGCACUAUCAUCCCGCGGAGAGCAAGGCAUAGACCCGGAAGACGAAGAGGAAAACACAAAUCCAGGGUCUUCAGCCUCGUCUUCUUCUGUCAACAAGGAAGGAAGCAAAAACAGCAACUCGAGUGCUCCCCGUACAAGGAAGAAGAGAUGUCCCUAUUCGAAAUUCCAGAUCAGAGAGCUAGAGAGAGAAUUUUUCUUCAAUGUCUAUAUAAACAAAGAAAAAAGGCUUCAGUUGUCUAGGAUGCUAAAUCUCACUGAUCGACAGGUUAAAAUUUGGUUUCAGAACAGAAGAAUGAAAGAAAAAAAAUUAAGCAGAGACCGUCUGCAGUAUUUUUCUGGAAAUCCCUUAUUGUGAACACAUCUUUUCCCAAUCCUCUGCUGGUGAAGUAGAUCUGUACUAAGAAGGAACUCUGAAAGCAUGGGUUGUGGUCUGAGUCUACAAGCAACCUCAAAGUUUAAACCUUUUCGUUACUUACAUUUAUAUGUAUGGAACAGUUCUAAGUAACGCAAGGAGUUCAGAUAUCUAAACGUUUAAAGGACUGGAAAACCAUGGACUUUUUAUUUAACGUUUUGUCUGAACAACUGGGAUUUUUUUUUUCAUUUAGUCAUCCUUGUCCAUUUGAAUAAAUCGCAGUGCUGUGUUAUAAUGAUCAUGGUGAUGAUUUUAAUAUGCAGUUAACAUGCUAUCACAGACGCGGCCAAAACCUCCCUCUAUGGUUAAUUUAGAUACCUUGAUUUGGGAGUGUGUGUGUGUGUGUAUGCACACAUAUACAUAGGAGUGUGCGUAUCCACACCGACCAUUUGUGUUCUCCUGCUAUCCAUGCCAAGAACUGUUGUCGAAACCUAAUUUAAAUAUUCUGUUCCGUUGCAGCAAGAAUGGGUUCAUUUCAAGCCCCUCCAUAUAUAUAUAUAUAUAUAGAAUAUAUAUAUUCUAUGCAGUCCCACUUUUACAUUUUUGGGGGGUUGGCGGAGGGAGGGGUGUAUGGACGAGAAUAUAUUUGCAAUAACUGUCUCUAAGUGGUUUGUAAAUACAAUUCAUAAUGCAUUUUUUUCCCGGAUUUGGAAGAACAAUAACAGGAAACAACAAUAAUAAUAAAAGAUCUUUGUGUAUGUAAAGUGAAU